Molecule: messenger RNA, 8624 nt
Organism: Triplophysa rosa
Lineage: Eukaryota; Metazoa; Chordata; Actinopteri; Cypriniformes; Nemacheilidae
Product: nuclear ubiquitous casein and cyclin-dependent kinase substrate 1-like
Exons: 6
Coding region: 3793-5439 (548 amino acids)
Biological process (GO): transmembrane transport; double-strand break repair via homologous recombination; interstrand cross-link repair
Cellular component (GO): membrane; cytoplasm
Molecular function (GO): sucrose:proton symporter activity; single-stranded DNA binding; double-stranded DNA binding
Source: RefSeq, a predicted model, not a curated record
AACUUUCCCCUUUUCUCUUUCCCUUUACUCUCUUUUUGUUCCUUUUUGUCUUUUCUGGUUGAUUUGAUUUUUGUUUUUUCCCCUCCGUGUCUGUUAUGGCCUGGCUCAACGGUUUGAACGGUUUUUAUUUUCCUUUCUUAGCCUUUCAUUUCAGUAUCACAGAAGACAUUUUCCUGGAAGUGAGCAUAUAUAUAUUAUUGCGUGAAAUGAGUCUGUUUAUUUAUAGGUAUAUAAACUCGAGAAAACCUGUUUUUCUGACCGGUAGGGUUGGCGCUCGCCCAGGGUAAUGACAUGACAUGACAGUAUUCUCCAACAAUGUCGUCAGCUUUUACGCAAAAUCUCAUGUGUUUGUUUUCAUAGCAUGUAUAAAGCUUGGCUUCACUUGCGCUCUCAGUCGGCUGGCGUCAGUAAUGCAACGGAUGCAGAAGAAAACUGUGGAAAUGGUUCGUAAAGCCUUUGGGCCUUGUUUGUGUAAGUGAAGUUGUCGAUUGUUCAUAAAACCAUUGCUAAUGUGAUUUGCCGCAGCAAAUUUGUUGUGACGGUUCACUUAACAGUGGCUUUUAGUGAUGAAACGCAAGAAACAUGAAUUUCUGUGUAAAUCGUUUGUAAUUCUCUACUGGUUUAAUGAACAACACACACCGCCAUUUGUUGGAUGCGAUCCAGUAUUCCAUACACGGCAUAUGAAUUAAAAAAGAAAAUUGAAUGGUUUCCAAAGUAAUUUACACAACUCUUCUUUCAGGUUUAGUGGGUUUGCCGCGUAGCGAGUGUACGGGAGGUGACUACGAACAAUUCACGUCCUGCGAAUGAUGUCUGUGGAGUUUUUCUAGGAAGCUGGUUGUCAUGCCAUUUCUCGAUCCGUAAUAUUUCAUGGCAUUUGUUCUGUUGUUAGUGGCCAGGGUUUUCUUUUGUCCCUGGAUUCGAGUUUGUAUUUAUUCCAAGUGCGCUACAAGCUUCUUUUCAUGUUGUUAGUAAGAUGAAGAAAUGCAGAUGUUCUUGUGAGACCUGACGUUCACGUUUCGAGAGCGGCUUCAUCCAGGGUCGCUAUUACAUUUUCGUUGUCGUACCUUUUAAAUAAACGCUCGAUUUGUGUAGUUUAAGCUGUGCCGGUUGCCGUUUGAAAGGAUUGUUCCAGAUCAAGAACUAGUUGAGCUCUAUUGACGCGUCUCUAGCAUGCGGUCACAACAAAAUCUGUGUUUCCAAUGAACACCAUACGUUCUCUCUUGUUUUCAGACAUCAAGGUCGAGUUUUAGGGAUGCCACAUGCUGUCCGUAGAGCUCAACAUGUGUUGUAUGCUAGAAUAGUCUUUUCUCAAAUCGUUCAAUUUGCUCUGACCUCUGUAUUAUGGGUUUGCUUUCUUCGUCCUCCAGAUCAUCUCGUGUAAAGACUGCAUCGAAACCUUUCAUCUGUCAAACUGAGACGUGCAGUGCAAGGGUGCUGAGAUCGGGCCUUAACAUGGUCUACUGUACGAAAAUGUGAAGGUCUCGCACACAGUCGCUGCCUUACAAAGUCUGUAUUUACUAUAGUACCGCAAAGCCGAACCAGCGCUAGCUUUAACGCGUACCCGUUUCGUCUAGAGAUUGUAUUGCCGGCGCUCUUCGGGAGUCAAAUAUUGGUAUUCUUUGUGCCCUGGAUCAGAUGUAGUGAUCUCAUGACAGAGAGAGGAAUAUUUGCACUGUGAUGAAGAGGAAGAAUCGUAGGUUACGUGUGUUUGAUCGAAGUAUAUUUGUGUUGCUGCUUGUUUUGAGUUCCAGACACGUGUGAUGUAUAUCCCAUGAUGCAUUUCAAGGGGCUUUCUGUCUACAGAGCAUAAAUGGCAUUCUGACAUUGUUCGAUCCUUUCUGCCAGGCAUCUCUGAAUAUUUUAGACUUGUGCUGUUUCAAUUCGGUUUUUAACCUCUAGCUGUCCAAAAAUGUAUGAAUGUUUUUCGUGUGCUUUUACAAUUUUUUUUUUUUGUCCGUUUCAUUUUUCCUCCAGAUUUUUUGUAAUGUUUGUUUUUUUAAGAAAAGAAAUAAAAUGUAUCUUCAUUUUAAUGACAAACCAUUACUGUUUGCAUGUCUUUUACUCGAAGGACUCUGACGCACCCACACUGCACCUUUCUUGUGUAUUACAGUUCAGUGAAACGUUUCAAAUGAAAUGUUAUUAAAUAUAAGAUCAUGUUCUGAGAACUUUGGCAUCUUUGUUAAACGUGACGGGUUAAUUUCAUUCAAACCAAAUGUGAUGCACUGACAAUAGAUGAACUAUUUACUUUUGUACCGAACUACAUUUUACAGUUCCUGGUUAAUUUACAUCUAAUGAAAGGGUUGUAGUCUAUGGGCUAUGAGUACUUUAAUUCCGUUGCUGUAGUUUACCAACGCGACUUUAACUACAGAACAGGAAAGUCAGGUUUAUAAGAGCGCUAAAGGAACAGUUGGCAGUUUUGACGUGGUCCAAACAAGCACCUGCACUGAAAAUGUGUGCAAGUUUUUGUGCAAACAGUUCACCCAAAAAUAAAUGACAAAAUGUUCAUUUUUGGGUGAACUAUCCCUUUAAAUUGUGUCCUUACAGUAAUUUUAUUGCCUUAGAUAAUAUUAACAAUGAGCAACAUAUUUCUUAAGCAUGUAUGUUUUUUAUGCAAAUACAAUUUAGGUUAGUAUGUUGUGCAUUAACCAGUGCUUACCAAACACAUUAUUUUUUAAAUACAUAUGAGUAAAUGUUCAAAUUACCAUAUUGAUAAAUGCUGUAUUGUUCAUUGUGAGUUCAUGUUAAUAGCAAGAAAUAUAAUCCUUAUUGCAAAGUGUGUUUUACACACAAAUACUACCGGUCACUUGUAUGACAACUCUAUGUGGAGAUACCAUCCAAACUUUCAAAACUAUUUUCACCCGGAAGCAACAAUUUCGUUCGAGCAUUGUGAACUUUGACUUAAUUGAAAGCAAAGAACUGUGAAGAAGAAUAUAAACAAUUAUGCUGAUAUGUAGAAUUUUUCACAAUAUUUUCAUUCCACUGUUACAAUAUUGUGCACAAGAUCCAAACUGUAUUUCAAACUGGCAUAAGUUUAAUCAAUGCUCAUUGUUUUGAAAUGGACCAUUCGCGUGUGAAUAAGGCUGUGUGACAUGCAGAUUCGGGUGGGUAGGGACAUGACGUCAGGUAAACACCUCGGCAACAUUUUUACCAUUCUUGGCUAGUUGUUGUGUGCAGUCUUUAUGACCUCAUAUUAACAGGUUAAUUAAAGGUUCUUAUAAGAAUAAUUUCUUUUUUGCUUUUUCAUAGUUCAAAGAACCAUUUGUGAAACAAAAAGUUUUUGCAUUAUAAACAUUACCUCACCCUAAAAUGAGGUGGAUUCAUAAUUUUGCUCACCAGCACUCGGAUUAUUAAGAAUAUUUUUACAUGUUGCAGUAAACCUUUAAGGGAGACAAACAUUUUAUUGUAAUUGUGGAAUAGCUUAUUUGAACAAUAUCACACAUAAUACAAUUUCCAAAAGAAUGUUGCAUUUUAAAGCACUGCCUCUGUCAUAUCGUCAUAUACUGUAUACUCAAUUUAUCCCUCCCACUUUCUGUUACGUUCCUGUAACUGCUGCUCGUACUUCUGAUGUCAGAACUUAGUUGUACACAUUCACGUGGGAAUCAAUAAAGGCAAUAUCAAACAACAGAAGAGGAGACUUCUGACUUUAAGAGACAUGUAUUACAUCUGAUGUAGCCUAUACCUUACAGGUGGUUUUGUUUGCGUUGCUUCAGUUUUUCAGAUCUCCAGUGUUGAACAGACCUCAUGUGAAGUUCACUGUCAGAAUAAAAGCGAAAUAAGACAGAAAAGGUGGACAUGCAUGGCAGGAACUCGCAGCUAUUCUUGAUUAAUUCAUUAACAUGUGGCCUGGAGGUAUGUUUGGCUGCUGGGACGAUCUUCAUCCCACCCAAGCUGCUGGAGGCAGGGGUGGAGGAACGCUUCAUGACCAUGGUGUUAGGUGUGGGACCCAUACUUGGGUUGAUCUUUGUUCCAUUAAUUGGUUCAGCGAGCGACGGCUUCAGAAGUAAAUAUGGCCGUCGCCGGCCGUUCAUCUGGCCUCUGUGCAUGGGCGUCCUCCUCGGACUCCUGAUCAUCCCUCAGACGUCCACCCUGGUCGGCCUUCUUACAAAAUGUGAAUGCCGUUGGCCGCAGGUCUCGCUGUUGGUCUUUGCUAUCUGCUUGAUGGAGUUCUGUGGGCAGGCCUGUUUCACCCCACUGGAAGCGCUGGUGUCAGAUCUCUUCCCCGGAGAAGAAGAAAGCCGCAAGGCCUUUUCCUUGUAUUCGCUCAUGCUCAGCCUGGGUGGUUGCGUGGGCUACCUGCUCUCCGCAGUCGACUGGACCCCUUUGGACACCGUGGUUUACCUGGGAGGACAAGAGGCUUUUAUCUUCAUAGUGCUGACCUUCAUCUUCCUCGCUUGCUUGAUGGCCACAACGUUCAUCUGUGAAGAACAAACGGGUGAUGUUGAGGUGUCCAGGAAGGCGAAGUCCACGACCUGCUUUUGCUUCUGUCCGGUAUUGCCCAGACUCAAGCUUCUGCCCAGAACAAUCUUCAGCCUUCUGUCUGUGGGUCCGCAACUUUACUCGCUGUGCAGUCGCAUGCCCAAAGUCAUUGCAAGACUGUUCGUGGCUGAGCUGUGCAGUUGGAUGGCCCUCAUGUCUCUUAUGCUGUUUUACGCAGAUUUUGUGGGAGAACGAUUGUAUGGUGGGGUGCCCAGUGAAAAUCCAGGUUCCCUGGGAAGGAUACGAUAUGACGAGGGUGUACGAAUGGCCAGCCUGGGUCUUUUUUUGCAAUGUGUGACGUCUGUGAUGCUCUCGUUGGUUAUGGAGCGUAUGGUGUUGUGUAUAGGACCUAGAAAGCUGUAUUUGAGCAGUGUGGUGCUGCUGGCAGUGAGUACAGCAGUCAUGACCGUCUCAAACAGCGUCGUGUUAGUCACCAUCAUGGUUGCAGCGACAGGGUUUACAUUCUGCACUCUACAGAUUCUACCGUACACGCUAACAUGUCUGUAUCACUCCAACGCACAGGUGUUCCUUCCCAAUGAGAGAGACGAACCUCACGGGGACGAUCGUGUUCUGUUGAUCAAAUCAGCUGAGAUACCAUCCUUGACCACACAGAAAAGAACCAAUGGUUGCAUCUCCGGGACGUCUGGUGGCACGUUAAAGACGAAACCCUUACAAAGCAAUAUACCACCAGCCUCACAAUCGCUUGAUCUGCAUGUAUCUGUGACCAUAGACCCAAAGCCUGCACAACCACCCGCCCUCAGGGGCAUGGGUACAGAUAUAGCCAUACUGGACAGUGCUUACCUGCUAUCUCAGGUGGUGCCAUCGCUCUUCAUGGGCUCCAUAGUGCAGCUCUUUCACAGCGUAACCAUCUACAUGGCCUGUGCGUUUUUGCUGAGCAUGGUGGCUGUUUAUUUCUCUAGAAAGAUCGUCUUCGAGAAGGCGGAUAUGGAAGCAUGUCGAUGAUUGUGUCGUCGUUUCAAAACCUUAUGGGACAGCUGGAUCUGUUUUUUAGGUCCGUGUGUGUUGUAUGUUUUUAGAAGACUCGUGGUGACGUAUAAAUCAUUUAUUUGACAUGAAGCGUUGGCCGUUAAACGUUUGCUAAUAUAUUCCUGCUUGGGAGGAUCAAGCAAACAGCGCAAUGUUUGGAAAGAAAGUGUAUUAACCGUUUACAGGAGCUGUCAAACUACAAAUGGUCGACUUAUAGUUAGGGACGGGCACCCAAACCCGGUAUUAAACGGGCCCCGGGGCAAAAUUAUGAAAGACCGGAGCAUCGAUAAGCUCCGCCCUUAUCGGUUCUGCUUUCGGUCCUCGGGAAAACAUCUUAUAUGUUAUUGCUACGUUAACGUUAUCUUGCACGUUUUAUCUCAACAAUAGUUUCUCAUUUUCAAUAACACCAAGAAUUUAGUCUUUGGCGCAAGCAUAUUCGUUAUUCCCAGCAGAGCGCGCGAGGCGGCACGUCACGUGUCUCUCGCGCAGUUUGUGUGUCUACACAGCGCGCGCACACACGAACACGAACAGCCGCACAGAAGAAAGACGCUCUUAAUUCGAGAGAGAACUAAACGUUCAAAAGUGUGGUUGCACUUAAGCAAAGUUGAUGCCGACAGUGACAAUGCUUGCAGCCACAAGUGCAAUAAAACCUUUGCUUGUAGGGGUGGAAACACAAGUAAUCUGUCAAAAGUGCAUCAUGUACAGACAGAGAGAUGCACUGUUUUUGACUGCUUAGCCCUUACUUAUGCCCCAUCUAUGUAUGCUGAAUGCUAACAGACGUUACCUGAACUCCAACUCCUUGACAUUCUUUAUAUAAUAUAUGCUAAUGCCAUUCACCCUAUUUAAAACAACUGUAAAUUCGAUCUAAAUGGUUUCCAUAACCUUACAUUAAAACUAUGCUAAUUCCACAUGGGUGAAAGGAAAUUACACAUUUAAUCCAUUUUCUAUUAGUUAACUACUUAAAAAAAUAAAUCAGCCUGCAUGUGUAAUCAUUUAUUAUUACACUGAGAACUAAAAUAAUUCAGUGCAGUAUACACAAAAUAAACAUGUACAAAUACAUUACAUUACACUAUUUAGAGUAAAAUUCAAUUACCCUUUAGAAAAAAAUAUGACAGAGUCAGUAAGGAUAAGGAUUAAGGAAGAACUUACGAAAAAGAAGAAUUUCUUUUGUUGUAAAUUGUUUAUUUUAUUUAUUUUGAAUUAUUUAUUUAUUGUUAAUUAUGUUAGUUCAAAUAAAGCAAUGUUAAUUCUGUUCCUAAUUUGUUUCUUUUUAUAUCAAACAGUACCGAUAAGAAUACCGUUAAAGUACCGGACCGAUAAGCAGUAUCGAUAAGAGUAUAGUAAUACCGUUAAAACGAUACUCAUCCCUACUUAUAGUUGUCUCAACAAAAUUAUAAAAUUCUGUAGUUUAUUCAGCAUAGUGUUAUUCCAGACCUGUAUGUGUCUCUUUGUUCUAUGGAACACAAAAGAAGAUAUUUUGAGAAAUGUCUCAGUGGUUUUGUGUUCAUACAAUGGACGGUUCAAUGUUGUUUGGUUACCAACAAAAUAUCUUCUUUUGUGUUCUGCAGAAGAAAGAAAAUCAGGUUUGUAAUGACAUGAGGGUGAAUAAAUGAUGACAGAAUUUUCAUUUUAUGCUGUGAACGUUUCACAACACAUUCACACAUAUUAUAUUAGAGAAUGUGUGGCCUAAUGGUAUAUUUAUCAGGGUGUUGACUUGAUUUUACUGUUAUUAUUUUAACUAUUGAUUUGGCUAAAUGAUUUUCAUUUAACCACCGUCUUGUGUGACUGUGGUUUUUGAUAUUGUAUUUGCAAUAUUGCGCAGUUUUGUACCCUUUAAUAGCCUAUUAGAAGUUAUGAUAAAUUAUGACCUUUGAAUGUAGGCUAAUGUGUUCAACUCUAAUGCCGAAUGGCUGAAGAGACCAAAGCCUGUCAAAAUGUUAAUAGCAGUUGUUGUUUACACACAUUUCAAUGCAUUUUAUGUAAUUUAUUAAAAUGUUUUUUAUAUAAUUGUGUUGUAUUUUUAGCUGUACCAUUUGUUUGGGUUCUAACAGAUAAAAGCGAUCUGCAAAACAAUUAACAUAAAAAAUGAUGUGUUUAAAGUUUCGUAUUCCGAGGAAAAUCAGCACACUUAUGCUGCCUUCACAUGCUCUCGGAAAUUCGAUAAUUCCCACUUUAACCCGGAAGUAAUUUCUGGAUUUAUGCUGCGUUCACGUGCUCUCGGUAAUUCGAUAAUUCCCAUUUCUGAUGUCAUGAUUCCGAGCUGGUUGUGUUCAGGCGCUUUGUUGUCGGAAAGAAUGGAGGACGCCAGAUUCAUGCUUGCGUGUGUCUUGGGAUAAUGUUCUAUGGUAAUACACAUCCUAGUGUAUAGUUUUACUGCAAUAUUGCUGAAAUACAUGCUAUUUUCGCAGUGUACAAAACAUUCAGUAGGCUUCAAAUGAUUAAUAAUAUAUAUUAAUAUGUAGGCCUACUAAUUUGACGACAAGACAAGGCAAUGAAGCUGUUGCGGAAAAACGAACCAAUCAUAUCUGUCACAGCAGAAAUCCUUCUCCCAUCCUCAUGUUAAUUGUGUAAGGCCCGCCCAUCUCGGGUAUCAAAAUUAUUUCCCAACUUCCCAGUGGGAAACAUCAGAGGGCGUUCAUGUGCAAUUUUUACUCAUAUUUCCGAUAGCACGCGAAGGCAGCAUUAGUGACAUUAAACUUAUUUUUAGUAAUAUUAAAACAUUAGUGUUACUAAGCAUUAAAACAUACAAGUAUAUGCUAACAUUAAGAGCACUGUUCCAUAAAUUAUUUCCGGGAAUUAUCGAAUUUCCGAGAGCACGUGAAGUACAGUACUUGCAGUAUAUUACGUAUGUUAAAAUAAAUAAGAGUAGUAUGUUUUUCGGUAUGUUCUUACUCAUCUACUGCCCUCUUGUGGCUUUGUAAAGCUGUUUUCAUUUUUACAGCAUUCCUAAAACAGUCUUAAAAAUUUACACCCUCGUGUUCAUUCAUUGGCAGAUGAAAUGAAUUCAUUCAUUCUUCAGUUUUCUUAGAUUUUUAACUUUUCAGUUGCUGUUUUUAAUUCCAUCCUCGACUCUACAGAUGUCUGUAUUACGUGUUGCCGUGUUUUGAACCAGCCACGUGGAGUCGUGGCCAUUUCAUCAUUCAUUAUUCCAUCUUUAAAUA